UAUUCAGCGAACAGCAGCCCUUCUCUGAAGGGUGGAGCAGAUCAUUCAAAUGCUAUCCAAACUGCAUUGGCAGAAAAGGUCGAAUCGCAAAUCCCAGCAGUCCUUCGAAGGUCACAGCCUGUCGCCGCAGGCUUCGCCCGUUUUGAGCUAACCCUUCACCAUGUCUACANGAAUCACAGUCUGAAGGAGCAUCUGCGAACCCACCUUCUCGUCGACCAGGGUUUCUAUCAAGAGUACGCAGCCAACGCUUCUCUACAAUCAACGGGCCACCUGAAUCGCCAUAUCAGGAAACGUCAAGCAACCCAGUACCCAAGCGACACUCAUAUUACCAGCCUGCCCAGCCAUUGUACGACACGACCGAGGCUCAAAUUCCGGUAUGAAAGCAUCUUGCAGGCCAUCAGGUGA
This is a messenger RNA of Aureobasidium musti, 405 nucleotides long. The record is from the annotation of a GenBank genome assembly. Lineage: Eukaryota; Fungi; Ascomycota; Dothideomycetes; Dothideales; Saccotheciaceae.